This is a messenger RNA of Asparagus officinalis (garden asparagus), 688 nucleotides long. RefSeq lists its product as uncharacterized. The record is from RefSeq and is a predicted model, not a curated record. The coding region runs from base 75 to 404 and encodes 109 amino acids. Gene Ontology annotation, cellular component: mitochondrion; MICOS complex; mitochondrial inner membrane. Lineage: Eukaryota; Viridiplantae; Streptophyta; Magnoliopsida; Asparagales; Asparagaceae. The transcript is spliced from 3 exons.
CUCUCUCUCUCUCUCUCUCUCUCUCUGUCCCCCCAUUUCUUCCGCCUCUCUCCCCUCUUCUCUCUCUAAUUCUAAUGGCGGAAUCCAUAGAGAAAAAUGAGCAGCCUAGUAAAAGUAAAAUCCCUCCAAAAUACGAUCUGAACGCGAAAUUAGAUGCCUGCGUCGAUCUCGCCGUCCGUAGAACCGCCUACGCCUCCCUCGCCGGCGCCUUCACCGGCCUCCUCCUCUUCCGAAGCCCAGUGAGUCGAUGGGCAUCUGUAGCCUUUGGUGCUGGGGUGGGUAUUGGAUCAGCCUAUAUUGAAAGUUCAUAUAUGUUUGGUGGAUCUCCUCCAAAAUGGUCAGCUCCAAAAGCUCCUGUUGCCCCUCCAAUUCAUGUGGAAGUUACAUCGGAGGAGACCGGUUAGGCAGCUAACGGAUCUUCUGGACGAAGAAAUCUGCUCGGAAUCUUAAGUUAAAUUGCUCUAUUCUACCUGCAAGCUUAUGUUUUGACGGUUAAAAUUCAUUUUCCUUUCUCACAUAUGUGGGUUGUUGUUAAGCCCCAAAUAUCAAAAUGUUACAAAAUAUGUUCAUCUUUAACUUUGAAUGCAAUCUUGUAGUUCAAACUAUGAAGCCUUGUUCUUUUCAACAGUACUACUGAGUUUUCAUCCACUGAGACUUUACAUUGAGAAAUUACUAUAAGACGUUACUA